AUCCCGGAGUUUAUCUUCCAGCCAACGUACGUUCUCCUCCAACGAGGGUGACGAUUUCCAUGUAAGCCGUCGGCCGUGGAGCUGCUAAAGUCUGGGCUAAUGCAUACCCUCGCUCAGGCUCAACAUUUAUGCGGAACAAUUGAGAAGGAUGAGCAGGGCCGGUAUUCAUUUGUUCAAAAGCGCGAGUCAAAAGUGCAGGUUGUCAUCCAUAAUAUGGAUCCAAAUACCGGUAUUCCGACUCUGGAUGACAUCGAAAAGGGCCAUUUUGGAGGCGAGACCUUGAAAGAUAUCACUCUUUGGAGCAUUCCAACGAUGACAUGGGGCGAGGGACCUGAGGCAAACCCAGACAGCAGCCCUGCCGUGUCCGCCUACCAGAUCAACCGGUGCACCGGUGGCUUGGUCUUGGUCGUUCAGGUUCAUCAUUACGCCUUGGAUGCAAUUGGAUUUAAAAACUACAUCAUGCAGCUGGCGGCCAAUUGUGCAGCCCUGGCCAAUUCGACGCCCUUCCCGCCUUUCGACCCGGCAAACCUGGACGCAUCGCGCUUGACCAUUGAAGUUCCGGCUGAUGAGCUGAUUGAUGGCCCGCCUGUACCCCAAAGGAACCAGAAUCACCGGAAGCAGCAGGCGGUGCUGCUCCACCUGCCCAGAAGCAAAGCGGCCGAGCUAAAAAGGCUCGCCACGCCCCGGGGCGGCGAUUGGGUGUCGACGUAUGAUGCGUCGUGUGCCUAUCUCUGGCGUGUCCUCAGUAGAGUGAGGGCUGCCUUGUACAACCCCUCGCGAGAUAUGGUUUUGUGGUGGGGCGAGGCCAUCAACCUACGACCGCGGCUUUGCCGCCCACCCUUGCCCCAGGGAUUGAUGCGCAACGCGUUGGGCUGCGCUACUUCAGAUACGAGCCCUGUCCCUCCAUUGACGGUCGCCGAAGUGGUGGACGAGGCGCCGCUGAGCAAGCUAACGUCCUAUAUCCGCGCGCUGACAAACAGCUGCGACAACGAACAUAUCGACAAACUGCUGAAUAGGGUGGCGCCUGUCAGGGAUAAGAGUACCAUCAGCCUGCGACUAGACUCGUACCCGCCCAUGAGCAUGUUUGUAACUGAUCACAGGCCUGCCGACGUUAGUAGCUUUGACUUUGGGUUCGGGAAGCCGAUUACUUAUCGGCAUCUGUUCGGCGGCUUUUCGACGGAGGGCGCUGUCAUUAUGUACCCGCCUGUCAGGUCCACUGACCCCGACGAAGGGUGCGUUUUUUCGGUGACCAUGGAAAAAGAGCUUGUGGGUAAAAUGAUAGAAAUGCGCGAGUUUUGCGACUUUUUCGAAUAUCGCGGCAGUCUCCUCAAACAUAUGGGCCCCAGGCGGGUGACCAACGUCCCUACGGACGACGUCUUCCAACUCAAUGCAAUUGACCGAGUGGGCGCAAUCAGCAACAUGAUGGGCUGGACCAUGCUGAAGUUCGACCAAGUCCUCGACCCAGUCAAACUGCAAGAGACACUCGUCAGCCUUAUAAAGACGGGGGAUUGGAGGAAGCUUGGCGGACGGCUUCGCAGGAAUGAAAAGGGUCAUUUGGUAAUUCGCGUACCGAAGGAGUUCACCGAACAACGACCGGCCGUUGGAUUUUCUCAUGCAGUUCAUUACUGUCGCGUUCAAGAUCACGAGCUGGGUCGUCAACUGCCUACAUAUGAGCCGGAAGAGAUCAACCUGGCGCCAUCGCCCACUAAAUUUCAUGAGUUCGCACAGCCGAGUGGAGUACCCAAAUGUUUGGACGACUACCUGCGCUCGGACCUGCCCCAGCUUUGGCUUCACAUUGUGUCUUUCGAAGACGCCACGCUGACAUGCUUGACCUGGCCGCACGCAACUAUGGAUGGUGCCGGGCUCAGCGAGCUCUUGACGGCAUGGGCUUACACGCUUGCGGGCCUUUCGAAUCAAGUACCGCCCUGCCUGUCUUUGAGGCACGACCUCCUGAACGACCUCAUUUCAGAUGCUCCCGACAGGGUGCCGAUUAAAGAGGAAAUAUUUUUCGACUCGAAUAAAAUAGUACAGUUCGCACUCAUGCGUAUCAUGUGGCUGGUGAUGCUCAUUAUACGCGCGCUGUUCGCCGAAAAGCAGGAGUUGCGCAAUAUAUGGGUGCCGAAGCGCGUGAUAGACAAGAUUCGGCAGGGGUCAUUGUCAGCUUUGGAGGCGGCAGACGAGCAGGGCAACGCCGGGUCAGGCGGACCUGUAAAGAACGGCAAGAAACGCGCACAUGACGCAUUCAUCCCCGGCGAUCUCGUUCCCGACCGCGAAUCGGGGCGGCCGUUUAUUAGCGAGAGCGAUGCCAUGAUUGCAUUUUUCACCAGAGCGGCGGCAAGAGCUUUGCCUCCCAAGUCUCGCCGCACUGUCAAUAUAUCCAUCAUUCUCAACAUCCGCGACCGCCUUCCGUCCUUGACAGCUCGACUGCCUAAGCCCGGUGUGUUUAUUUCCAACCUCACCAUGUCUGUACAAACUCUGCUUCCCGCUCAAGCCGUGAUUCCCAAGGACCAAGGGGACCACACCGCGCGGACGAAGUUUUCGUCCCUAGGUCUGACGGCGGCAUCGGUCCGGUCGAGCCUCCACGCCGGCUUGACGGAGCCUCAGCUUCGCGCUCUUGCCAAGGUGCAGCUGAAAGCAUACGCCUCCCGCCUCGUUGGGCUCCCCAUCAUCGGAGGCAUCGACUGCUUCCAGGUCACCUUUAGCAGUCUCAAAGUAGGACAAUUGUUCGAAAUGAACAUCUUCGCGCCCGCGGUUGUUGAAAAAGUUGAAAGGAAUGAAUCAGUCGACAAAGGCAAUGUUGUGGAGGCGGUGCCCAGGGUAACAUCUCCAGCUACAAGCAAGACGAGCGGGAGCGUUAACCAAAAAACCACAGCCAUGGCGCCUGUUGCUGCGGGUCAGGAGAAAAGGGCUAAUGCAUCUAUGGAGCCGCGCAAAGGUUGCACUCCGGUUGGAAUUUUGGUCAUUCCCAAGCACUCCUCUUUCAUGCUUGCCAAAAUGCAGCUAUUUAUUUUCGCGAGGGGGGAAAAUGGCGCCUGGGUUCAGGGUACACUGAAUCCUGAGCAUUGGAAGAUUGUAGAAAGGGAGCUGCGGGAAAUAGAUAGGCGGGGGUGA
Messenger RNA from Pyricularia pennisetigena, 3111 nucleotides. RefSeq lists its product as uncharacterized. The transcript is spliced from 4 exons. Lineage: Eukaryota; Fungi; Ascomycota; Sordariomycetes; Magnaporthales; Pyriculariaceae. The record is from RefSeq and is a predicted model, not a curated record. The coding region runs from base 100 to 3111 and encodes 1003 amino acids.